Molecule: messenger RNA, 5561 nt
Organism: Onychostruthus taczanowskii (white-rumped snowfinch)
Lineage: Eukaryota; Metazoa; Chordata; Aves; Passeriformes; Passeridae
Gene: ARHGEF10
Product: Rho guanine nucleotide exchange factor 10
Exons: 29
Coding region: 179-4240 (1353 amino acids)
Biological process (GO): positive regulation of stress fiber assembly; mitotic spindle assembly; actin cytoskeleton organization
Cellular component (GO): centrosome
Molecular function (GO): guanyl-nucleotide exchange factor activity; protein binding
Source: RefSeq, a predicted model, not a curated record
GCGAGCUCCGCGGCGGCCGAGUGACGUGUCCGGGCAGCGGGGCAGCCGCCGGGGCUCCGGCGGAGCGGGCCGUGCCGGGCCGGGUCGGGCGGCGGCCGCCUCGGAGCGUUUGGCGGCGCCUCCGGCCGCGGCGGAGGAGAGUUUUCCAGCCUGCUAAAGGUGCGGUGGAUAUACUAGAAUGGACACAGAGGAUUUCCCUCCACCACCACCAGAAGUUCUAGAGCAUGAACCAAAAGCCGCGGGCCCGAAUGAUGAAGAGGAGGAUGAGGGAGAACAGUUUGAUUUUGAUAGUGGAGAUGAGAUACCAGAAGCAGACAGGCAAGCCCUUGUGCCACCUAUUCCUGGUCCUGGAAAUUACAUAGAGCACCAAGAGGCUGGUGCUGCAGGAGCUGAUAAUUUAGAAAACACUGAGAAGCUGCAAACAUCAGAACCUGCUGCAGAAGGCACUCCAGCCAAAGUAAAUCCUUACUCAGUCAUAAAUAUUUCCCCAAUCCAAGAUAAGGAUCCAUCCUCAUCACCAGAACCAAGUCCUCAAGAUGAAGGUGCAAGUCCCAAUGUGUCUGGUGGAUAUUCUGUUCCUGUGCCUUGUGGAUAUGCUGUGCCAUCCAACUUACCUUUGAUCCUGCCAGCAUACUGCAGUCCUGUCAUCAUACGCAGUGUUUCUGUAGAUGAAGAAGGUACACAGUCAGCAACUGAAGAAUGUCAUUAUAAUUCUGUAAACUUGGAGGACCCUCAGAAUAGUGAAGAUAACCAGAGCAAGAAAGAGGAUGAUGCCCUGGCCAAAUGGGUUGCAGAUCCUGCAAAUACAGCAUGGAUGGAAAACCCGGAUGAGGUAAUUUAUGAUGAUGUGCCAAGAGAAGAUUCAGACUCUGAACCAGAGGAAAUGAUAUAUGAUGAUGUUGAAAAUGGUGAGGAUGGUGGAAACAGCUCACUGGAAUAUGGGUGGAGUUCAAGUGAGUUUGAAAGCUAUGAAGAACAGAGUGAUUCUGAGUGUAAAAAUGGAAUUCCCAGCUCCUUUUUGCGUGGCAACCACAAGAGACAUCUUUCUCAUGACCUAACGCGUUUAAAGGAGCAUUAUGAAAAAAAGAUGAAAGAUUUGAUGUCAAACACUGUGGGAGCUGUAGAGAUUCAGCAACUAAAGCAAAAACAUGAGCUGAAGAUGCAAAAGCUUAUGAGAGCUGCUAGAGAAGGUACCAAAGAUGGACUUGAAAAGACAAAAGCAGCUGUGAAGAAGGGUCGUUCCUUCAUUCGGACAAAAUCUUUCAUUUCUCAAGAUCAUAGAUCAUCUUGUCUGGAAGAAGAAGAGCUAAAUUUAUUUAUUGAUGUGGACUGUAUGCAUACAGAAGCAAUUAUGACUCCUAUGCCUGAAGGAUUAUCACAGCAGCAGGUUGUGAGAAGGUAUAUUUUGGGCUCUGUAGUUGACAGUGAGAAGAAUUACGUGGAUGCUCUCAAAAGAAUCAUGGAGCAAUAUGAGAAGCCCCUUUCAGAUAUGGAACCAAAAUUACUGAGUGAAAGAAAACUUAAAAUGGUCUUUUAUCGAAUUAAGGAAAUUCUUCAGUGCCAUUCAAUGUUUCAGAUUGCUCUGGCGAGUCGUGUAUCUGAGUGGGACUCUGUUGAAAUGAUCGGUGAUGUCUUUGUUGCUUCAUUUUCUAAAUCUAUGGUAUUGGAUGCAUACAGUGAAUAUGUAAACAACUUCAGUACAGCUGUUGGGAUUCUCAAGAAAUCUUGUGCCACCAAACCUGCCUUUUUAGACUUCUUAAAGCAAUGUCAGGAGUCAAGCCCUGAUCGCAUUACACUGUAUGGUUUAAUGAUGAAACCUAUCCAACGUUUUCCACAGUUCAUUCUGCUAUUGCAGGAUAUGUUGAAGAACACUAGUAAAGGACAUCCUGACAGAUUACCUCUACAGAUGGCUCUUACAGAACUUGAGACACUGGCAGAGAAGUUAAAUGAAAGGAAAAGGGAUGCAGAUCAGCGCUGUGAAAUAAAACAAAUAGCAAAAGCAAUGAAUGAACGUUACCUGAACAAGCUACUCAGCAGCGGAAACAGAUACCUCAUACGGACUGAUGAUAUGGUUGAGACAGUUUAUAAUGAUAAAGGAGAAAUUAUCAAAACCAAAGAACGGCGACUUUUCAUGUUGAAUGAUGUGCUGAUGUGUGCAACAGUAAAUAUUCGCUCUUCCUAUGAAAGCAGUGGCACCAUGACAACUGGCCAGAGGUAUUUAUUGAAGUGGAGCGUACCGCUGGGACAAGUGGAUGUCAUAGAGUAUGGCAGCAGUGAGGGCCAAGGAGACAACUGCAGGUUCCCACCCCAGCUCCCUGCUGAAAAUGUCAUCAUUAACUCUAAGCCAAACAGGCUCUAUAUGGGACCAGGGCAACUGUACCAUGAUCUGCAGAACCUUUUACAUGACUUGAAUGUACUUGGUCAAAUUAGCCAAUUAAUAAGCAGCCUUAAAGGAAACUAUCAGAAUUUAAACCAAUCUGUAGCCCAUGACUGGACCUCAGGUUUACAAAAACUGAUUUUGAAAAAAGAAGAUGAAAUUAGAGCAGCAGAUCGCUGUAGGAUUCAGCUGCAACUCCCAGGAAAACAGGACAAGUCUGGGCGGCCAACUUUCUUUACAGCUGUGUUCAAUACAUUUACUCCUGCCAUCAAACAGUCUUGGAUCAACAAUUUACAAAUGGCUAAACUAGCCCUUGCAGAGGAUAACUUGUUAGGUUGGUUCUGCAUAGAAGAUGAUGGGAACCAAAUCAAAAAGGAAAAACAUCCUCUCCUUGUUAGACACAUGCCAGUGAUGGUGGCCAAGCAACAGGAGUUCAAGGUUGAAUGUGCUGCUUAUAAUCCUGAGCCAUACCUUGCUGGAGAAACAGAGUCAGAUUCCUGUGCUGUGGAACAUGGUUUUCUUUGGAUUGGCAGUUGUACAAAUCAGAUGGGCCAGGUUGCAAUAGUCUCGUUUCAAAGCUCCAGCCCCAAGGUUAUUGAGUGCUUCAAUGUAGAAUCACGGAUUCUCUGCAUGGUCUACAUACCAGAGGAGGAGAAGCUGAAAGAGCAAAAUAAAGCUCCAGACUCUGAAAACGUUCUUGCAAAAACUUCUAAUGUGCCCACUAUUUGCCUUGGCAUGGAAGAAGGAAGCAUUUCUAUUUACAAAAGUUGCCAAGGCUCAAAGAAAAUUCGACUUCAACACUUCUUCACUCCUGAAAAAUCAACUGUUAUGAGCUUAACAUACAGGUCUCAGUACUUGUUUGCUGGCUUGGUAAAUGGAAACGUCUCAAUCUACACAAAAGCAGAAGAUGGGACAUGGAACACAGAACCUCAGAAGGUAGUUAAAUUGGGUGUUCUACCUGUUAGAAGUCUGCUUGUGAUGGAGGAGACCAUUUGGGCUGCAUGUGGUGGACAGAUUUUUAUAAUCAGCACUGUGACGCAUUCCAUAGAGAACCAUUUUGAAGCCCAUCAAGAGGAAGGGAUGGUUAUCUCUCACAUGGCUGUGGCUGGAGUGGGAGUCUGGAUUGCCUUCACAUCAGGAUCUGCCCUUCGACUGUUCCACACAGAGACGCUGAAACACCUCCAGGAUGUUAACAUUGCCACACCUGUUCACAAUAUGUUGCCAGGGCAGCAGCGUGUCUCUGUGACCAGCCUCCUGGUGUGCCAUGGACUGCUGCUGGUUGGAACAAACCUGGGCAUUAUAGUAGCAUUACCAGUGCCACGCUUGCAGGGGAUUCCCAAAGUAACUGGAAGAGGAAUGGUGUCAUACCAUGCACACAAUAGCCCAGUCAAGUUUCUUGUAACAGCUACAUCUAUAAACAAAAAGAACAGAAACAAAUUGAGAAACAGCCUCCCUCCUGGCUCAGAACCUAAGGACGAUGACCAAAAGAACAUUCUGCACAGUGAACGACCGGGCUCUUCCCUUAGUAACACCCAGGACACUGCAGUUUGGCUGGGGGAUUCAGCAGGGUCCAUUGCACAAAGAAGUGACUUGUCAUCAUCUUCUGGAUCCCUUACUUUGUCUCACGGAUCAAGUUCCCUAGAACACAGACCAGAGGACAGCAACAUUUAUGAGCUUCUGAAGGAUCAAAAUAUCUCAUUUAAAAGUAAAAGACAGAAAUCUAAGAAAAUGAAAGCAAGUUCAGUACUAGUAAUUUCUGGUGGCCAAGGACACAGAAGAGUGAACAAGAAGACCAAGCAGCAACGACAAGAUGAAUUAGUGUCUUCAGUGAUGGUCUGGCAAAUCCCACUAUUAAAUAUCUAACUGAACUAAACCCAGAUUGUUUUUGCUAUUAAAAAAAAUGUGAUAUCCUUUUGUGGCUAAUGCCAACUUAGGACCCAAGCAGAUAGGCUUUAUACACCUGGGAGCAAUUUCAGUAGGCUUGGAUCACAGGAUUAAGGGUGCAAGACAGUCUUCACACACUUAGAACAUUCUGCAGUGUUAGAGUAUUGGAAAAUGUUUAGCUAUUGGUGCUGUCUUUGAUCUUAGAAAAAAAAGGAAUGUUAGGGACUUUAAAAUGGUUUUAGAAUCUCUUACCUUAUUUAUACUCACAUUUAUAAAUAUCUUAAUUAUGUUCUAUAGCACUUAGGGAAGGCAAGGAAGAUAUGCCAUGUCUCAUGCUGGUUUCUUCUUGCAUAAAUCAGUUAUUUCUACUUUUUCCAAAGUGACACAUUGCAUGGAAGAGUAGAUUUUAACAAAUUAACAAAUAUUUUUAAAUCAUAAGUAAUCUAAUGUGAGCUAGUAUUAAUUUUGCAAGAAUUAUAAUAGUUUAAAACUUCAUCCCACAUACCAGAGUUUGGUUGGAACAAAACUGGCUAAAUUAAUUAAUCAGUGUUUAUUUCAACGUAGAACAUAGAUUUUUUUUAAGAAUAGUAAUUUCUAAUGCUCAGUGUUAUUAGAAAUGUUGCAGUACAAAAGGCACAUUAAUUUUCUUGGUAGGUGCGAUGUGUAUGCAGCUUGUUUUUGUUAUACAGAAAGUUGCAGGGAUGUGGUGGCUUUGGGCAAAUAGAAAAUACAGAUACAGGACAGCUGUGCAUUGUAGUGCUGCUAGCAUCCUCCCUCUGCAACUCAAUAUCAAAGCUAAACAUGGAUUGUAACAUUUUUAAGGAGGCAUGAAUAUCCAGUAAAUUAAUAACAAAGUUAUUAAUUAAGUAAUUAAUUGGGAAGAUAUAUAUACUAAUAUAGGAAUAUCUAUAGCAAGUACAGGUAAUCACUAUGAGUCCUACAUUAGCUGAGUUGUGCUGUGUCCCCAGGCAAGCAUCUAUCAAAUACUGUCACAGUGCAACAGCAGAGAUAUGGUCAUACCUGAAUGACGAGCCCUCCUUUUCACCCAGUUUCAGCAAAGCACGGCCCUGUAAAUGGGAAUUGGAAAAGUGGGAUGCAGCUUCAUUCCCUCAGAUGGGCAAGUUGUCACUUUGGUACUGUUAAAAGGAUGAAUUCUAAGUAGGGACCUGAUCAACAUUUUAGUCAUGAAUUUAUGUAUUUCCAAAGGAAACUUUGAAUUUGGGAUUCGUACUGAAAAUGCCUGCUGCACUAAUCUCUGCACAUAUGAAAUACAAGACAAAUGCUUCAGCUCAUAAAGACA